Candidozyma haemuli is the source of this 3819-nucleotide messenger RNA. RefSeq lists its product as uncharacterized. The record is from RefSeq and is a predicted model, not a curated record. The transcript has a single exon. Gene Ontology annotation, cellular component: membrane. The coding region runs from base 1 to 3819 and encodes 1272 amino acids. NCBI's taxonomy places the organism in Eukaryota, Fungi, Ascomycota, Pichiomycetes, Serinales, Metschnikowiaceae. Gene Ontology annotation, molecular function: potassium:chloride symporter activity. Gene Ontology annotation, biological process: potassium ion import across plasma membrane; chloride ion homeostasis; chloride transmembrane transport.
AUGUCCGAGUCUUCGCCCCUCCUACUGCAUCAAAACACGAGUCUGCUACCUGGAAUUCCUGCUGCUACUGUGGAAACCACUAAUAAUGACACUAGAAAUGUGAAGAAGGCCAAGUUAGGCACUUUUGAGGGAGUGUUUCUCCCCACCACGCUCAAUGUGCUUUCCAUCUUGAUGUUCUUGAGAUUUGGCUUUAUCAUUGGCCAGAUGGGUAUUUUGGGCACUAUUUUACUUCUAGUGAUGUCCUUUGUCAUUGAUAUCUUGACUGUUUUGUCUGUCAGUGCUAUCUCAACGAACGGUACCGUUAGAGGCGGGGGUGCUUAUUAUAUGAUCUCCCGUUCUCUAGGCCCUGAAUUUGGUGGUGCUAUUGGUAUUAUCUUCUUUAUUGGUCAGAUUUUGAAUUCGUCAUUGAACGUGGUGGGUUUUAUCGAACCUCUUUUGGUCAACUUUGGCAAGCUCGAAGGUGACGUUUACCCGUUACUUCCGGUCUCCUACUGGUGGCAGUUGCUAUACUCCUCCAUUUUGCUUUUGAUGUGUACUAGUGUUGCGCUUGUUGGUGCUUCAUUGGUGUCAAAAACGGCAUUUUGGCUCUUUGUCCUUCUCACCACGAGUACACUUCUGAUCCCAAUAUCAGCAUUGGUCGUGAAACCAGGAUUCCCCUUGUCACCGCCUGAUGAGGGUUUAUGGUAUUCUGGCGUCUCUUGGAAGACCAUUCAGGAGAACUUGUGGCCUCAUUUUACAAGCGGAGCAGCUGGAUCUUUGCUCCCGCCUGGUGAACCUGAGACAUUCAAGAAUCUUUUUGGCAUUUUCUUUCCUGCUACUGCUGGUAUCUUUGCAGGUGCAUCGAUGUCUGGUGAGCUUAAGAACCCUUCUCGCUCGAUUCCCCGUGGAACGUUGUAUGCAUUGGGCAUCAGUUUUGUUCUCUAUUUCUUGGUCAUUGUAUCAUUGGGAGCUUCUGUGCCUAGGGAAUUAUUCCACAGAGACAUCAAGAUCAUGCAGACUGUUAACAUGAAUGGUUUAAUCAUCAUAAUAGGUGAGGUUUCGACCUCCUUAUUCUCCGUCAUCAUGGGCGUUGUUGGUGCGUCUACAGUACUCAACGCCAUUGCUGUUGACAAAAUCAUUCCCGGCUUAUCAUGCUUCUCCACAGCUCGUAAGCUGCCAAAAGAGAAGAAGAGAGCUCAGGUAUAUGCGAUCAUGCUUACAUGGUCUAUUGCUCAGAUGUUUCUUUUUGCUGACAUUAACCAAAUCGCCACCUUCAUCACAAUGGCAUUCCUCAUGACGUUUUUGGUAACUAAUCUUGCAUGUUUCCUCUUGAGGGUUGGGUCUGCUCCAAACUUCAGACCUUCCUUCAAAUACUUUAGUUCCAAAACUGCUUUCGCAGGAGGUUUGGUGUCUGUGCUCGCCAUGUACUUGGUUGAUGGCGUAUCGGCGACAUCCGUUAUUGUGUUUUUGAUAUUCCUCAUCAUGAUUAUCCAUUAUACCACCCCACCACUGAAUUUUGGUGAUAUUUCUCAGCUUUUGAUCUACCACCAGGUAAGAAAGUAUUUGCUUCGUUUAAAGCUAAACAUGAGUGUUAAGUACUGGAGGCCACAGAUAUUGCUUCUAUGUGACAAUCCAAGGACUUCUUGGAAUUUGAUCACGUUCUGUAAUCACUUGAAGAAAGGUGGUUUGUAUAUCCUAGGACAUGUUGUUAUGAUGAGCGAUGAUUCUGGAGCCAACAAUGAUGAAGUGAAUUCCGAGUUCAAUGUGUCUUCCUUUAAGGAGAUACGUAAGCAAAAAAAUGCAUGGACUAAGCUCAGAGAUAUGGCAAAAAUCAAAGCUUUUGUACAGAUUGCAAUUGGUCCUUCCCUUCCAUGGGGUGUCAGAAAUGUCUUUCUCGGAUCGGGUUUGGGCGGUAUGCGUCCAAACAUUACAGUUCUUGGUUUCUACGAUUCACAGAAGCACGGUGUCGAAUUACCGUUGAAACAGGAGGAAAGAUCGUUAUCCCAGCUUCAUUUGCCCACAGAUGAAUGUAGAAAGGAAAGGAAAGUUUCGGUAAACCAAUGGGUUCAGAUAGUCGAAGACUUGAUUAUAAUGCAGGCUACCGUUGCUGUUGCGGGCAACUUCUCUCGAUUAGAGUUACCGACGUUGAAAGGCCGGAAAUGGUUCAAGAGAAGUAAGCAAGGCGACGAAAAGAAAUACAUCGAUCUUUACCCGAUACAGAUGUCAUCUAUUUGUUUGAUGGAUGAUGGCAAAUCGGUGAUGUCUACGAAUUUCGAUACAUACACUUUGAUCCUCCAGCUUGGAUCUAUUCUUUCCACUGUUGACGAAUGGGAUUUAAACGGAUAUACCUUGCGUAUUAUAGUGUUUGUUGAAAGCGCCAAUGAAGUUGAGGAGGAAUUAUCAAGACUUAAAGAUCUACUUAGUUCAUUGAGAAUUGAUGCGGAGACUGUUGUGAAAUGCUUCGAGGAUGGAUUCCUCCAGACAUACAACUUUUUGGUGAAGGGCUACAGCGUCACGCCUGCUACCCAAUCUGAAUUCAAUCACAUAAACCACAUCCUUCACGGUGACCAAUGGUGGAAAAACCUCCGUGAUGCCAGGGAGUCUUUAAGACAGAUUCAAAAGCAGAAGUUGCAAAGAAAACUGAAUGACAAGAAGCUGAAGUCAAUUCAUAUCAGUGAUGAAAGGAAAUAUGAUCCAGUGCUGUUCAAUCUUACGAACAAUAAUAACUCGCCUGUUACCGGUCCAAGCCUUAAGAACAAUAGACGGUAUACUUUGUCGAAUUUGCAUGGUCAAGGACUAUCCCUUUCCUUCAACAUGAAGGCACAGGGAGGCGAUAGCUUCUUUUCAUAUGAGUCUGAAGAUAGCAGUGACAGUGAUUUGGAGGAAAGUAUGCAUAGCUCUUCGGGUAAUAACACCAGCCAGCAGCGUACUCCAGAAAUACAUACUCCAGAACCCCAAACGUUGGAAGCUUCCCCGACCGAACAGUUGUCUGUCAAAGAUAUUCCGACGACAACAACUGCGGCCAGUCAACAGAGACUACCACAGAAGGAUAACAUCAACAAAGCUAGGCAUGCACUUUUGGCCAAGUACAAAACAUCAGCGGGUGCAGUUUCAUCUGACCAGCUAUCCGUGAGGUCAUCUAUGUCUAAUCUUAGGCCUAAUUUCCUGUCAGUGAAGAUUCCCCAAUCGAAGGUUAGAGAUGAAGAAGAAGAGGAAGAACCGCUGGUGCCUGCUGAUGACGAAGGUGACGAUGAGGAUAACAACAAGCCGCUGAUUCGUUUUGUUGAGGACGAGGAAGGCUCGAAAGACCCUACAAAGGAAUCCAGGCAACCUGGCCAUGGUACAAGGACUCCUAUUUCUCGCAACGAAAGCUUCCUCAAUUUCUCCGCUGGCAACACAAGGCCAGCUAUGAAGAGGGUGCCAUCUGUGAUUGCCCAUAACGAUAUCAACGAACACAUAAAAUCGCCAAAGUUCCUUUCGGAAGCCGAUGACGAACUAGCUGAUGAGAGUCUCGAUCUACUCGAAGAGACGGGUAGCGAAGGACAAAAAUCAGAACGAAAAUUGACCCUGAGGCAACUUCAGGAUGAGUUGAAGAACCUCACUUUCAAUGAUUUACCAGCAAAGGGGCAACAUAUAAUCCUCAACGAGCUCAUGAGAAAAAUCUCGGGAGAUGGGAGCACUGCAGUGAUAUUCUCUACGCUCCCUGCCCCGAUCAUAGGUACUCAUUUAGACGAUGAUGCCUCUUUAGAUUACACUAACAGUCUUGCCAUAUGGUUGGAUAACUUGCCACCAACCCUUUUGCUCAAUUCACAAACCGUGACUGUAACGACAAACUUGUGA